Molecule: messenger RNA, 4407 nt
Organism: Anopheles gambiae (African malaria mosquito)
Lineage: Eukaryota; Metazoa; Arthropoda; Insecta; Diptera; Culicidae
Gene: Clipb4
Exons: 8
Coding region: 2072-4285 (737 amino acids)
Biological process (GO): proteolysis
Molecular function (GO): serine-type endopeptidase activity
Source: RefSeq, a predicted model, not a curated record
GGUGUCGGGUAGAGCGGGAGCAGUGCACUGCUCCGCGGAGAUCUCUGCGGGAAUCUCCCGUUGCGCCUGCAGCGCGCCCAUCUUGCCGAGCAAGUGGGGGACAUCGGAGAUCGCUGCCAGGAGAUGAGUAGCAGCGCUGUUCGCAGCGAGAGACUUUUUGGACUGUCAUCUCCGUUCGGCUGUGGUUGUGGCUGCCGGUACCAAUACCAAUUCACGGAUCGGUGGCGCUAUCAGUACACUGCCGCAGAGGUCAUUAUCGAGGUGAGGCUUAGCGAUAUGAGUGACUACACACAGCGCUAGGCUGCACUAAUGUACGUAGGCUGCUGGGUGCCCAUCGGACAGCGGCUGUGACAAAACGGUGCUCGAUCGGGAAGCAAACGGAUUGCAGGAAGAAUGCGUCUCGUUUACGAAGGUUAACUGGUAGCCUUGUGUGAUUAGAUUUCCGGAAUUGGAAUCUGUUUGGAUGUUUUCGGUUCCCCAGACCGGUGGCUUCCUGGAGGAAUAUGCGCGAUUAGAUGCAUUUAUUCUUCUUGAAUGUGGUAUAGCUUUUGGUGCUCCAAGGGUCACGUUUGCAAUCAUAUAAACAUCGAUGGCUGUUCAAUGAAUUGUUUUGGUUCAUGUUUUCUGAGAUGCAAUCUUUUAAUUUACUGUUAAUUACAUUCAGUAUGCUUUUUUCGUUCGCGUGCUUUAUCCUAUCAUCCGUCCUCCUUAUCACUAUCUUCAUAUUAUUAAUUUUCCUUUCUUUUGACUUUCUUUUGACAAAAUUCGAUUUUCUUUUGUGGUUUUGCAUUGUUUUCUUUUCUAUUGUUAUUAUUAUCAUUAUUUUUGUUAUAUUUCAGUUUUAAGAUACAAAGUAAAAUCUAUAGGCAGAUUUGGCUAUUUACAAAUGAAAUGAAAAUAAAAAAUUUAUUCAAAUCAUAAUCCAAAUCAAUCAGGAAAACAGCUCUCCCCAAAUGGAAAAAACCUUAACCAGUUUGAAAAGCAGUCGUCGAAAUAUCAACAAGAAACGACGAUUGCCAAAUUGGAUUUCCCCAAGAUUACAUUAUCCUCCCCUUUUAGUGGUAAAAUAGACCACUUGAAAGAGUUAACACUAUAACCAUAAACAUCAUCACGUAUAACUAAACCCUACACCUCCUCACAUCAGCUGGAGAACAAACGCUAGGCCCCCCUCCUCCCCCCUCCCCCCCGAUUCCAACGAAAGCCGGUUCUGCCGAGCACAUUGCCUCAAUCAACCUGACGUUGGCGGUAUUUUCGCUGGGAAUUCCCCGAUCAGUACGGUCGACGGCUCGCGCUCAGGUCUACGCGCGCACUGGAACUCCCGAACUCGAGCUAGAAACCCGAGAGCUUCGGAGCUGGAGAGAGUUGAAAACAGCAAGGGGAGGGGUAAACCGUCCAUGGCAAGACGUACGAGAGCGAUCGUUGUCACGGCCAUUGGUGGUCUUCGUAAGAUCGUCCACUGGCGUAUACACACACCCGAACGUCAAGAACAAGUUUGCGCGCGUGCUGUGAUCAAAUUCCGCCACCCCCACGCACCGAGUCUGCUUCAAACACGCCAAAACCUGUUCCGGUGCCCGGGGGAGGGAUGAAGAUGAUCGCUAUAGUGACAAGCGAUCAAGCGGACUGCGCGGAGGCAACAGGGUUCACCCGGCACAAGGGUGGUGGGUUAUCAACGAUUGAAGGCUUUUUGUUGUUUUGUUUUUGUUUUUGGGGCCACGGUUGCUUCUGCCGACUGGUCUUGAUGGUGGUUAUGGACGAGCGGGCGAGAGCGGACCCGUCGCCGAAAGCGGAGAGCGAAACCGGCCGACUGGUUGGCAGUGGUAGUGCGGCGAACAGCGCGAGAUGGAGCACCUUAGAAAAUAGACCGAUAGUUCUAGCAGAUACAGUCCUCCGCCAACGCUGAGGAGUAGCGGUCGUGCAUCAGAAUUCGUGUGGCCCUCGUGUGGUCAAUCAGCCAUUCAGCGGUACGGAAGCGCAUCGCGAUUCUGUCUCUCUGUUGUGUGUGGAUUUCUGGGAUCAUCGGUGUACGGGGGUAAGCGUUGCGUUGCAAACAGGGCCAUCAGCAAAUAGAACGAUGAUCGGUAAUCGUGUGAUCAAUCUGCUGAUCGUGGCGACGCUGGCUCUAGCAGGCCAAACAGUGCUGGCGCUAGAGCUGGGUCAGGAUUGCGUGAAUCCGGUUGGUGAGGCCGGCAAGUGUGUCCUGUUUCGUGAGUGUCAACCCUUGGUCGACAUUUACAACAAGCCGGUCAACACGCCGGACGAUACGCAAUUCCUCACCGAGAGCCGCUGCGGUCUCUACGAGCGUAAAACUUUGGUUUGCUGUGCGGGGGUAAGAUCCAAAGGCAAAACUUCGCUCCCAGAAUCACCAAACUGUGGGGUGCAGCUGACGGACCGUGUCAUCGGCGGACAGCCGACCAAGAUCGACGAAUUCCCGUGGACGGCGCUGAUCGAGUACGAGAAACCUAACGGCCGGUUCGGAUUCCACUGCGGUGGUUCGGUCAUCAACGAACGCUACAUCCUCACCGCGGCCCAUUGCAUCACGUCGAUUCCGCGCGGCUGGAAGGUGCACCGAGUUCGUCUGGGCGAGUGGGAUCUUUCCUCGACCACCGACCAGGAGGAUGACUUCUACGCGGACGCCCCGAUCGAUCUGGACAUUGAAAAGAUUAUCGUCCACCCCGGCUACAACCUGCAGGACAAGAGCCACCAUAACGACAUUGCGCUGAUACGCUUCAACCGCGAGAUUAACUACUCGAGCACGAUAAGCGCGAUCUGUUUGCCGCUGUCCAACUCGCUGCGCAACCGGAAGCACGCCGGCCUGUCGAGCUAUGCGGCCGGCUGGGGCAAAACGGAGACGGCUUCGGCGAGCCAGAAAAAGCUGAAGGUGGAGCUGACCGUGGUCGAUGUGAAGGAUUGCUCACCGGCGUACCAGCGCAACGGCAUCUCCCUCGACUCGACGCAGAUGUGUGCCGGUGGCAUUCGUGGCAAGGAUACGUGCAGCGGUGACUCGGGCGGCCCGCUGAUGCGACAGAUGAGCGGAUCGUGGUACCUGAUCGGUGUCGUUAGCUUCGGGCCGCAGAAGUGCGGAGCGCCUGGCGUGCCGGGCGUGUACACGAAUGUGGCCGAGUAUGUGGACUGGAUAAAGGACAAUAUCUACUGGUCAGUCCAUAGCGAAAGCGUGUCAAAUUAUCACAUGAUGCUGUUUGGAGGUGUUAAAGUGCUCCGUGUAUCGGGUCCUCCGUUGUUCUUUGUUUUAUUGUGGAUGGUACAUAGUGUUGUUGGGCUUGAUCUCAACGUAAACUGUGUGACUCCGCUGGGAGAGUCAGGAAAGUGUAUUCUGUUCCGAGAGUGCCAACCACUGAUCACCAUCUACAACAAACCGAUAAACACUCACGAUGAUACACUGCUACUAACGCAAAGCCGGUGCGGUAUGCUGCAGCGAAAAACGCUGGUAUGCUGCCCCGUGACCAGCCAGGCCAGGUCUUCCCUACCCGAACCGCCGGUUUGUGGCAUUCAUCUGGCCGAUCGGGUGAUUGGUGGGCAGCCAACGCAAAUCGACGAGUUCCCAUGGACGGCACUGAUCGAGUUCCAGAAACCGGACGGCAGCUUUGGCUUCCACUGCGGAGGAUCGUUGAUCAAUGACCGGUACAUCGUGACAGCAGCCCACUGUAUUAAAUCCAUUCCACGCGGCUGGAAGGUCCAUCGGGUGCGUCUUGGUGAGUGGGAUUUGACAUCGGCAAACGAUUGUCAGAAUGAGUUCUGUUCGGAUGCACCGAUCGAUCUGGACAUUGAGCAGAUUGUCGUCCACACUGGCUACGAUACGAAGGAUCAAAGCAAUGCGAACGAUAUCGCGCUAAUACGCUUCACCCGGCCGGUAAACUACUCACAAACCGUGCGGCCUAUCUGUCUGCCCCUGAGCAGCUCACUUCGCAACCGCAACCAUGCCGGAAUGCCCGCCUAUGCGGCCGGCUGGGGCAAAACUGAAUCGGCAACGGCCAGCGAGAAGAAACUGAAGGUCGAGAUGAACAUUAAAAGUCUGCAGGAGUGUGCGCCGGUCUAUCAGCGAGGAGGUAUCUUGCUGAAAAAGACGCAUAUGUGUGCCGGUGGCGUUCGUGGCAAGGAUACGUGCAGCGGUGACUCGGGCGGCCCGCUGAUGCGACAGAUGAGCGGAUCGUGGUACCUGAUCGGUGUCGUUAGCUUCGGGCCGCAGAAGUGCGGAGCGCCUGGCGUGCCGGGCGUGUACACGAAUGUGGCCGAGUAUGUGGACUGGAUAAAGGACAAUAUCUACUAGAUGGGCGGGAAGCACUAAGUGGAGCGCAUUAAAAAGAAGUAGACAUAUUGAUGGAUGGUUUGGGGACUUGUAACGAACGACUCAAAUAAAUCUCAUGCAUUUUAAUGCUCCUACGACCUCAA